CCGCGCGGAAGGCAACUUCCGCUUCGGCGCAGUGGUUGACCUUCUCAAUGGCAGCAAUUUUGACAUCGUCCCGGUGUAUACCGAGGCAUUUAUGCCGAAUUUCGACAAAUAAUGUAAAAACUGCAAGUAAACAGAUAAGUGCACAGACAAGAUCAAAGCAUGUGUUGCCAAAUGCUAGAAAUACAAGACCUUUAGUGGCUGCAAAGGCCUUGACACAAUCUAAUUCAUCAGCUUUAUGUGAGAGACAAAUACUCCUAGAACAGAGCAGAUCAUUUAGAGCCACAUCUGUUGUAUGUGAUGAUGUCCAGACUGUACUCAGCCCACCAUUUGCUGACUCUAUUACAGAGGGGGACAUAAGAUGGGAAAAAGCUGUGGGAGAUACUGUAUCUGAAGAUGAAGUGGUGGCUGAAAUAGAGACUGAUAAGACAUCUAUCCCUGUGCCUUCCCCUGGAGCAGGUGUUAUAGAAGAGUUCCUUGUAGAAGAUGGUGACACUGUUGUAGCCAAAACACCCCUCUUCAAAAUCAGAAUGGGAGGUGCCGGUGAUGCUCCAGCCCCUAAAGCUGUAGAGGUUCCUUCCCCUGCUGCCUCAGCCCCACCCCCUGCAGCCCCAGCUCCUGCAGCUUCAGUGGGACCUAUCCCCACCACCCCACCACCACCACCCCCCAUGCCUACUGCUCCAAUGUCCUCCACCCCUACUAGCGCAGUUAAACCAACCCCAAGAUCUGAUGAAGGCCCUGCACCCUCCAUUCCGGGUCUCAGGUCUGAAACUAGGGUGAAGAUGAAUCGUAUGAGGUUGCGUAUCGCAGAGCGUCUCAAGGAGGCUCAGAAUUCAUGUGCUAUGUUAACUACCUUCAAUGAGGUAGACAUGACUAAUAUAAUGGAGAUGCGCAAGACAUACAAGGAUGCCUUUAUGAAGAAACACAACAUUAAGCUAGGGUUUAUGUCCGCAUUUCUCAAGGCAUCUGCAGUUGCAUUAAAGGAACAACCGAGUGUUAAUGCAGUCAUAGACAACAAAGAGAUUGUAUAUAGAGACUAUGUUGAUAUUAGUGUGGCUGUUGCUACACCAAAGGGUUUGGUUGUGCCAGUAUUACGUGAUUUAGAUAAUUUGAACUACGCUGAAAUCGAGCAAGCUUUAAAUGAAAUUGGAGAAAAGGCGCGUGGUGGUAAUCUUGCUAUUGAAGACAUGGAUGGUGGUACCUUUACUAUAAGCAAUGGUGGAGUGUUUGGUUCAAUGUUUGGUACACCUAUCAUUAACCCUCCUCAGUCAGCUAUCCUUGGCAUGCAUGCUAUCUUUAACAGACCCAUGGCUGUAGAUGGAAAGGUUGAGAUUCGACCAAUGAUGUAUAUAGCGCUUACAUACGACCAUAGACUCAUAGAUGGACGAGAGGCUGUCACUUUCCUUAAGAGAAUCAAAUCAGGUGUCGAAGACCCUAGGACUUUACUCUUGGAUAUAUGAGCAAUUGACCUUAGUCAUACAAUCACAUACAGUUAUCUUAGUUGUGAUGAAUUCAUAUAUCAGAUAUGUGUUUCUACAUGUAGUAUGGAGUGAAAUUUUGUAAUUGCACUAUUAUUUCUCACACGUUGGAAUAUUAGUUUUGAUUGACCAAAUUGACAGGAGCAUCUAUUUAUUCGCGACAUAAUAUUGUAGAAUUAGGUAACUUAAACCUUUGCCAAUAACUUUUGCCUUUCAUCUCUAACUGCACAUAUCACUUCCCAGUCAAACGUACUUAUAACCUACUGUAACCAGGUAAAACUUACCAUAGAAAGGAUAGUCUUUUAAAUAUGAGGGAUAUAAAAUUGCAUUUGGGUCUUGCUUACAUGUACAUACAAGAUAUGUGUUCAAUAUUUAUUACAUGUAUUUACAAUGAGUUUGCAGGGUAUUUGAUAUUGAAAUAUAUUUUAGCUGUAAGUUUUAUGAUUCCUGGAUCUGGUUUCUGCUAGAAUUUUCUGAAAUGUUCUCACACAUAUCAAGUUCAGCCACUGUAAUUAGGUCAUAAGUAUUAACUGAAUGAUUACGGUGGCCUGUUUCGGAUUGUUUCAAUUUAAUAUCACACUGUUUUUAGGAUGUCAACACAUAUAUAGCCAAUAUGGAGGAGUUAUGUAUGAAUUCUAUUAUGAUAGUGUACUAUAUCCACAAAUUCUGUCAUUAUUCUCUUAUUCUCACCAGAUAUUACAAAUCUUGAUUUGUGAUGUGUCAGUUCUCGUUCACGUGAUUGUUUUGAUAAAAAGAUCCCAGACUAAGAUAACAUUGUGUGGAUUCUCUGGUGAGAGCAAACUCCUUCAUAUGUUGUGGAUUAAGAUGGAAAAAUCACAUAUUUGCACAUUUUGGUUUUAUGUCCAAGAUUUUAUUAUACCGUACAUUCAUUUCAAUUGCUUUAAUGGCGUAAUUGUAGUAUAUUCCUUGUUGCACAGAUAUUUUCUUUGUGUUGACUGGAAAUGUACAUGUUCAUUGUGUUCUCGAUGAUCUAAAGAUGUA
Molecule: messenger RNA, 2477 nt
Organism: Owenia fusiformis
Lineage: Eukaryota; Metazoa; Annelida; Polychaeta; Sabellida; Oweniidae
Source: the annotation of a GenBank genome assembly